Molecule: messenger RNA, 411 nt
Organism: Neurospora tetraspora
Lineage: Eukaryota; Fungi; Ascomycota; Sordariomycetes; Sordariales; Sordariaceae
Exons: 1
Coding region: 1-411 (136 amino acids)
Source: RefSeq, a predicted model, not a curated record
AUGGUGACAGGGGCAGAGGAACCGGAUUUGGCUGGUGAUCAACUGAUUCACAGGGACCCUUGUCCUCGUAUUCAGGGUCCCAUCCAACUUGGCGCCUUAACAUGCAUCUCCAACCCCAAGGUAACCAUCGCUAGUCAUGGGUGCAGUGCUCGAAAAGGAAACUCCCGUCCUGGGCUUGUUCUUGAUGGUGGGUUGCUUAAGCUCCGUGCAGGUGAACUGAUGGAACGGAGAAUCGAUCUCAAUGUUGACAUGAUUUGGAUGGGCGAUAAAGGGACCGCCCGUCGUAAUCUCAAUCACCAUUUCUCUGAAACCCCCUUUGGGACGGGGGCUGUCCCAGGCUGGCUGAGCUGGGACUUGACCUAUAUGGACUUUUACACCAACAUUGGUCUUGGCCCCCGCGUUUCCGCGUGA